AUGGCGAUGACACAGCUGUUCCGGCUGGUUGUCAGUGGGCCGACAGUCCGCGCGCACAGGAGGUACAGCAAGGUGCGCGAGCAUGUGAUUUCAGCAGGAUAGGAACUUGAAGCUAACGUUAGCAGCCGGUUACUAAGUCCUCUGUCAGUGUCAGACCUGCAGCUGUCCGUGUGGACUCUUUCCUCUGUGUUUAACCUGAAGACUUCAACAUAUUUACUUCAUUUAAAUUUAUCUAAAAUAUCUGCUAAUUGUUCCACUGAAGAAUAUGCUUUACCCUGCUUUUACAGUUACAUUUUUUUAUUAUAAACUGUAAUAUGUUUUGAAAAUAAGGACUCAACUAUAGCCUCCACCUUUCCUCUCUGCUGUCUUUCCCUCUCUCAUGUUUGGGAUCUUUUGUAGGAGACGAGAGCAAAAAAACUGGGUUAGGUUCAUGAAUGUUUGAAUAAUGAGUGUAAAUUGGGGGUAAAAUAUAUCUGAAGAUAUGUCAGACAGAUUUGGAAGAUUGUAAUAUAUCACUUAAAUAAAAUAAGAUGUUUAAUAGCAAUGCAUAUGCAGCCAAAGAGCUGAGGGAAAUGAGGACUCAACUAUAGCCUCCACCUUUUCUCCUUGCUGUCGUUCCCUCUCAGUGUGAUUGUUUGGCUCUUUUGUUGGAGAAGAGAGCAAAAAAACUGGGUUAGGUUCAUGAAUGUUUAAUGAAUAUUAAGUGUAAAUUGGGGGUAAAAUAUAUCUGAAGAUAGGUCAGGCAGGUUUGGAUGAUUGUAAUGUAAAACUAAUUUGGAUAUCAAUACUAUCACUAAAAUAAAAUAAGAUGUUUGAUAGCAUCUUCCCUCAGAUGAUACUGAAGUCUCACACCACCUUAUCAUAGUCAGGCAGAUCAAUAUGGAUCCAGUUUUGUCAUGUUAAUUCCAAACAGCCAUUGCACAUUUUACUGCUUUUGUAGAGUUUAGGUGUUGAUGAAUCACACUUUUUUUUUCCCUGUAGAGAUUUUUGUGUAAUACUUUUGUUUUAAAUCAUUCACUAUCUCUCUGUCUCGCCGCAGGUCUGUCCAGCUGAGCGACUGCGAGUGUUCGAGUCCCUCUGGGAAAGGAGGGCCAAUAGAAAAAGAGCUAAGGCUGCAGAAACACCUCUCAGUAUCCGACUGGCUGACGGCCGAACUGUAACAGGAACAGCUGGUGUUACUACACCCCUCUUUGUUGCACAGAGCGUCCGGUAAAUAUGUAAUGUAUAUGUGUAUUCUUAUUUCACUAGUUUGCUCUUCAGUAAUACGAUAAAGGUUUUUCAUUGCAGAGUGAAAGGAGCACUGGUCAGUACAGUGAAUGGGGAGUUGUGGGAGCUUGGACGGCCUUUAGAAACAGACUGUGAACUGCAACUUCUCGGGUUUGAAACACUCGAGGGAAAGCAGGUAAUUUCACGUAUACAGUGCUUUUUUUUUCUCCAAUACAUCUGAAAUGUGCUGUUGGUGAAUGUGAUUUCUAUAUUCACAUAGUUUCACAUGGUGGCAGGGAAUUGUGGUUUUGUUCCCAGUCACAAUAAAUUGACUUCAGCCAACAGCACUCUAAAGUUUUUGUUGAAUUGUUGGAAGUAGUAUAUGGCCAAGGGCUGCAUGAUGGAAAUAAACAUGGGCCACUCGCUCACAGGACACUCAGGUUUAAUCUGUUGGCCUCAACAACACCAAAAAGUUGGCAGUAAUAUACGAAAGGUAGAAUUCAAACUAAGAUGAUUUUUUUUAUCAUCCUUAGCAAUACUUCAGUAUUAAGAGAUUUUUUCAUUUCCUGUGGUUUAAACAAUCACAGGUACCUGGUCAACAUAAAGACUUCCAACAACUGUUUAAAAAAAACCUAGAUAUUUAUUUUAAACCUACCUUCUGCUAUUGUCUCUGUUUUUAGGCAGCAUGGAGAACAGGAGCGUGUGUCCUGGGUGCAGUGUUGGAGAAAGAAUUUGGUGCCAAAGUGUACAGAGAGGGAGCGUCAGAGCAUGGGCUUUACUGCGACCACCUACUGGACAACAGGUGAGAGCUUCAUGUAAUUUGAUUCUGACACAGGAAAGUGUAUUCAACAAACAACCAACAUUUUUACCCCAGAGUGUAAAAAAAUACCUCAGGUUCAUCUGCUUCUGAUUUAUCCCAACGUGUCCUCCGCACACAGCUCCCUGCCUCUGAGUGAUGUAGAGGACAGAUGUAAACAGGCUGCAGCCCUCAAACUUCCUCUGUAUGGACUAGAGCUGAAUACAGAUGAAGUCCGGGAACUCUUCCAGGUCAGCAGUAACAGUGUCUCUGUUAUAACAAUACACUCAUGGUUGUGUCUGAAAUCAUUCAUUCAGUCACUAUUACCCCAAUCCCCAUUCAUGAAUUCUGUGUCGAGGACAGUACGGUGUGAUAGCCCAAAUGAUUGAUUGUGGAAUCUUAUUAAAGUGAAUUUGCUGCAUUUGUUGUUAUUAUUAAAACUGUGCUGUGCCUCUUGCUGAUAUUUUCUAGUGUCCCAUUGUUAUUUUAUUGAGCUAAAGACAAUUCUCAUUAUCCUGAUGUCCAUUUUAAAAUAUUCUUUGUUUUGAUUAUUGUCAAACUUUUAGGAUAGUACGCUACGACUGCAGCUUCUGGAGGAGCAGAUGAAUGGCCCAACAGCCACAGUAUACAGGCAUGUAUUAAGACACGCACUAAUCUGAUGCUGUUUUCCUCCAACGUCUGACACGAUGAUUUAAUCAGUGUGAUCUUUCUGAUGUGAUCUAGGUGUGGGGACAGUAUUUCAGUCUGCAGUGGCCCUCUCCUCCCACACACCGGCCUCCUCAAGGUCUUCAAGAUGCUCCAGGUGUGUAUGUGUGUGUGGGGGGGGAUUUUUUCUUUCUCAUUGCUUUUUUUCUGCACAACUUCUCCAGAAAUGUGUGGUGUUUGUUUACUUUCUGUUUACAAAUUGGUUGAUAGCCUCUUGAAAGCCAAACUGUGAUUUAUACCUCUUAUGUUUUUGUGUGUUUGCCUUCUCAGCCUCUUUACAGACAAUUUGAAAAGACAUUUAAACGGUACUACUUAAUAGCAAAGAGAGAUGUGGGGUUAAGUUCAUCUUAUCACUACAAGUAUGUUCUAUUUGGACACAUUUGUUAUCUUCCACCCUAAUGGGUACAUGCUGGGUAAAUGGAAAUUCCCUCGUUUCGAUCCAGCCAGAGAGAUGAGCUUCCAUACUGGGCUGUCAAUGGGCAGACUGGGAUUCCAUGGCAGCCAGGCUGGAAAUAUCAGCAGCAGGAUGUUGUGUUUGUCAGAGGCCAGAUUCCUGUUCUCAGCCUUUACAAACACACUGCCAUCCAUCAGUCGUACUGCUGUCACCCCUUCCUCUUCUGGCCUCACUCUCCCUUUCUCUUCCUCCACCUCUUUGUGUGCUCAUUAUUAUUCUCUCUGUCCCUUGUCUCCCCCCACUUAUCUUCUGUUACAUCCUAGCUGUCUGCAGUGACCCUGACCAAUCAGACAGAGUCCUCGGGUUUAGCGCGUCUUCUUGGUGUGGCCUUUCCCGGAGAGAAGGACAAGGAGGUGUGGGAGAGGGAGCAAGAGGAGGCUAGGAGGAGGGACCACAGACGAAUAGGGACGGUAAGACAAAGAGGUGCCUAAAAUAAAAUCAGAUAAAAAAAAAAAAACAGUCUGUUAAAGGUGUGUUUUGUGGUCUUAAAUGUGUACGUGGGUUUUCCAGGAUCAGGAGCUGUUCUUCUUUAAUGAUGUGAGCCCGGGCAGCUGCUUUUUCCUGCCCAAAGGAGCCCACAUUUACAACACCCUCACUGACUUCAUCAAGGUAAAAAAACAUACAAACACUUAAUGCACCUUCACUGAUAUGGGCCACCAAUAAUCACUCCAUCUACUCUGUGCUGGAUGUAAUGUUUUCAUAAUCUCAAACUUUGAGUGAUAUAGAACAGUCAUCAGUCCGGAAAUGAAGCUAAUGAGAAAGUCUGAAACCUCUAUAGCUGUGGGUCCCUCGUUUGGUGUACCUGGAUAUCACUGGACCUCUGAGUUUACGAGACUUGUACAUUAAUGAUGCCAACAGCAUAUUACAGAUUACAACUUCAUAAUAACUAGCGAUACUCCACCUGCCUCCUAUCUUUAUUUCUUUUUGCCAGUGUGGUAAACUUAAGUGUCAUUCAGCCAAUUAUGCAAAGUUACAAUAAGUAACUGGUGACACAGGGGAGAGUUGCUGUUUUGCCAUUAGAACAUUAACAGUGAUAUCAGCUGUGUGACAUACACAGUAAACCGAACCAAAACACCAUCGCACCAUUUGAAAGUCAAAUUUAAGGCUUUAUGAGACCUUGACGAAUGAAAUGAAACUUAAGACGUCAAAAGCAUGAAACCGCCUUUGAUAGAGGAUAGGUCUGUAUUUGUCACACCAUAAAGUCAUUUAGAAGCAUGAUCCACAUCCCAUAGCUGGGCCCAACUCCACUACUCUCUUUGUUCCUAUUGUAAGAGCUCAUCAAACUUCAAGUUAAAGUUAGGCCCAUUGAUUGGCAGAGAGAUUGAUGAUGAUGCUCAGAUUUAUCUACUUGGUACUUACUGGACAUUCAAAGCAGGUUACUGUCAAUAAAAUUCAGAAUCCUCAUUAUGAGGAGGUUUUCUUAACUUUAUAAUAAGAAUAAGAGAGACAGAAUUUCACUUUUUUUUUUUAACUUUUUGUGUUAUUCAGAAUAACUAUAUACUUUGCAGUUGCUGUUUCCAGAACUUAAUCAAAUCCUGUAAAUGAGCCAUGUUCAUCGAUAUGUCUGCACCUCUUGGGUGAAAAUGAGUUUCAAUGUAAAACAUCAUACUUUAAUAAUUUAAAACAUAUACAUCAUGUUAUACUAUGGCUGUAUAUUGUUCUAGCAAUAAACUCUUCAAAUUGAAUACCUGUGUGAAAUUUCCAAUAAAUUAAAGAGAAUUUAUAACCCUAUGUUUCCAGAUUUGGAUUAAAUAUAUUUUUAAGGAUCAACAGGAACCCUUUAAAACUUUACAACCCAGUAGUUUUUACUUGAAUUUGCCAACCCUGGUACUAUUUCCACAGUUAGUCUUAAUUAGUUGUCAAUUUUAAGACUACAGCAUCCACUUAAAAUAAACUAAAACCUCAUAAUCCAGUUAAGCUCUGCUUCUGUGUCUGAAUUAACUGAACUCCAGUUCAUUAUGUUUGCUGCACAUUUGAACUGAGCUCCAUUCAUGAUGUUAUAAAUAUAAUAUCGCCUAGCAUCAGUCACACACACAAACUUGUGUAUGAAUUUACACACCAACUCAUGUUCUUUGUAAAUUGCAUCCUGAGGGUGGGCAUGUCUCGAUCAGCUGUCAGGAUAUUGCUCUCGUUAGCUUUCAAUUAUUGUUCUGUUGUGACAGUCUGACCCCGCCCUGCCCUGUUUGUCACUCAUAUCCUUCCUUCCUGACGUCUCGCAGAGUGAAUACCGAAGGCGAGGCUUCACUGAGGUUGUGACCCCGACUCUGUACAGCACCGCGUUAUGGGAGCGCUCGGGCCACUGGGAGCACUACAGUGAGAACAUGUUCACUGUGACAUCAGAGGGCGCUCAGACCUACGCUCUCAAACCCAUGAACUGUCCUGCGCACUGGUAAACACACACACUGCAGUACACACACUAACAUUCCUGUCUUGUCCUGUGUGUCUUCGAUAGACUAAACAGUGCCUCAGUCUCCUCUGUUGUGUUCAGUCUCAUGUUUGAGCAGCGUGUUCGCUCGUGGAAGGAGCUCCCCCUGCGAUGGGCCGACUUUGGGGCGCUGCAUCGUAAUGAGCUCUCUGGAGCGCUGGGAGGCCUCACCCGUGUGAGAAGGUUCUGUCAGGAUGAUGCCCACAUCUUCUGCACACCUGAGCAGGUACACAAACCACAUGCCAGCAUUCGAACAUAGCUGUGUUUUCAGCCUUUCCUUCUCUACCCUCCUGCAUACCUCUGACGGUGCUGUAAGUGGGGUAUGAACUGUGAAUGGGACACAUGUGGAACCAUAUUACAGUGAUUAGAUGGGCUGUUCAAAUAACUCCUGAGACAUUCCAGGAGGCCUCAGCCUGCAUGAAUGAAGGUCUUUGUCUUGUUCAAACAUUACACCUCCGUAUGUGCAUCUCUGUGGCUCCACAGUCUCUGUAAUCCAGAGUGCCUACCUACGACCUCUCCUCUCCUCUCCCUCCUUCUGUGAACUUCCUGUUUCAAUCUAGAUCAAAGUCACAUGAAAAUCAUCACUCCAUUUAAAAUACUGAUUAAAUCUUCAGAGAGUACUGUAAAUACAUUUGUAGGUAACUUUGUAUUUUCCCACCCCAGCUGGAAUUUAAACCCCCUCUGUGGGUUUCUUAUUGACAUUAUUUUGUCCCCUUGUUUCUCUUGGCUUCAGCUGUUUUUCAUCCUGUCUUUCCAGCUGCAAGAUGAGAUUGUGGCGUGUUUGGACUUUGUGAGGCGCGUCUAUCAAGUGUUUGGUUUUUCCUUCCAAUGCCUCCUGUCCACACGUCCCACACCAUGUCUUGGGGAGCCUGAGCAGUGGGAUAAUGCUGAGCAGGUAAACCCACAAACACACACACACUGACACUCACACAUUACUGUAUGCUGGAGUCAAAGGCUCCUUAAUGCAUGCACCCAGGCAUGAUUUAUUAAAGCCAUGGAAAAUCUUCUUUGUACCAAAUGAAAUGCUGUACUUAUGUCCACUUCAUCAGGCUGUUUCAUGAGCAGUACUUUAAAGCAGCAAUCUGCUUCUUGUCGGGCUGCUGGGCAGAUGUAUAUCUCUUAAUCCCAGCGGAAGCCUUUUCAAUAGCUGACACGGCGGCAAUUUAAACUGAUUCAAUCGACUGUAAUUGAACAUUAUGUCUCCAAGCUCCCUCAACUCCCUCACUGGCACAAAAAGACUGACAUGACAGUUAUAAUGCACAUUAAAAUACUUACGUUAUCUAUAAUGCCUACCUAAUUAAUGCUGUGUGUAUGUGUGAUUGUGUGUGUGUGAGCAGCAGUUGGAAAGAGGUCUGCAGCAGUUUGGGGAACACUGGGAGGUGAAUCCAGGAGAUGGAGCUUUCUAUGGACCAAAGGUUAGUAGAAAAGGCGUUAUGAAAGUGAAGAAAACUGAUUUACACUCACAGGUGUACAGAGAGUUUAUUUAAGGAUAAUGUUUAAUGACAAGGUUUGUCUUGCCCUGCAGGGAUUCAGAUUUGCAGAACCACUUUUUCACCAAACAUUUUUACCCAGAUGCAAACUAAAGGCAUAAACAAGUUGACACAAAAUAUUGACCUAAAGGUGAUUCUAUUGAUUUGGUAAUUACCAUUACAUGCUAAAAAACUGGUCUCAUGUUAAGCCUCCAUGUUAUAAGUCUCUUUGUGGUACGUCGCAUUAAAUUGAAAAUUUCAAUCCACAGUGAAGAUAUGAUAUUAACCUGUUUAUUUGUUAUAAAUUACACCAAACUGAACUUUUCCAUUAGUGGUAACAUUCGAUUAGGUAAAUGAAACUUCUGCUGGACUUUUUAAACUGACGUUUCUCUCUACAUUCUGCUCCACUCUCUCUCUCUCUCUCUCUUUCUGGGCUCUGCAGUUGACACAUUUUAAACCUGAAUGUUUCAGGAGUCAGGAUUUAAAACACUGAUGCUGUUAUCAGUGGAGCUCAUGGUUAGAGGUACUUUGUAGAAGUUGUCAACGUAGAGAUGCUCUUGCCAGCUCUGCUGCCGUUGCCUGGAUUAAAAGACAGGAUGUUGCUCGACUCUUUGCUGGUUGGGGCCCUGUAGCUCCUCUGGCUGCUUUCACAUCCGUGCUGGUUAAUACUUAUUAUUUUCCUACUUUUAACUCACAAAUCUGCCUCAGGAGCAACAGGCAGUAGUUGUACGUGGUAUACUCUGUGGCGUGAUUUGAUGUGUACGAUCAGACUGACCCUGAAGUUGCUUUUGGUGUUGAAAAAUAAUUUAAUGUGAGGACUUUUGAUUAAUCAGAAUCAAAUAUAUACAUAACACCACUGCGGCAGGUUGAGCUUAUAGACCAACACAAAGUAACACUCAAGCUAUUUCCAAAAACUGUACCAAGACAGAAGGACAAAAGAGGAAAGCUGUUCUCCUUGUUUCACUCUGUAUGAUAAAUAAGUGAAGUGGCUGCCAGCUUCAGCUUCAAAGUAAACAGUCAGACAUGAGCUUGGUAUCAAAGUUCUCACCUUACUUUAAGGUGGAAAAACACAUCAGCAUGUUUUCAAGUAGAUAAACCAUUAAAAUGUUUCAUAUUUUUAACCAUCCACUAUCUUAUUCUCCAUCUUAUCUCAGGAAUUCCUCUGAAAUCCAUUUAUGAGUGUAACUUCACAGAUAAGAGAGCAACACAGAGCUCUUUGUUUUUUCUCUGGCUCUUAACAAAUACAUCUUUGAGCUCAAAGUGACACAGUUUUUCCUGCCCUAGACCGCAGGAGCAGUCAUAAAAAUAGCUGUUAUACUCGUGCUUUAUCAUGCUAAGGAGUGGCUCAACAUGAUGAUGACCUUAGUUUUCUUUGAGGUGAUAUAGUCAGUAAGCAUCAUGAGGAAGUCAGCGUCAGGCAGGCCUUACAUGAUCGAGCUCAUGUGGAUGUACAGAGAGUGGAGGUAGGUCAAAUUCAGGGUGGGGCGAGGCGCACUUUUAACAUGCACCAUGAAACAAACAAACAUUCCUCGCUGCCAUCGAGCCAGGGUGUGUAAGCCACAAUUAGCUGGAUCAGCUUCUCUUGUAAACACUACCCGGAGCAAUUCUGUCCACAAAAAUGCAGUUUGUCCCCCAGCAGUGUCUUUGGCGUCAGAGCUCUGAAUCACAUUUGUAGAUUUUGGCAGGAGGAGGGAGGUGAAGUCUCAUGUAACACACUCCUGCGUGGUUUUUUCAUAGAUUGACAUCCAGAUAAAAGACGCCAUUGGCAGACAACACCAGUGUGCCACGAUCCAGCUGGACUUCCAGCUGCCAAUCAGAUUUGACCUUCAGUAUGUUGGGUGAGUCAUAAAUUUCUGCUUUGGCUUUCAAUCACUUUCUCAUUCCUACAUCUGCAGUGAUUUAAAUCUGCAGAUUGGCACUUUAGCAACGUGUUCGCCUGUUCGAUCAACCUCCAUGCUUGCUUUGGAUGAUGAUCUAUAACCAUCAUGGAGAUGACAGAAGUCUAACUUUAUUAUGAACUGAUUUGAUCAUCAAAGCCUUGUCCUUUAGUUGAGUUUAUUAGUUUAGGUGAGGACACUCAGUCUCCAUGAUGUCAUGAAUCUGAUCUCUUUUCCAUGUGAGAUUUUGACCGUCAAACUCAGAACCAAGCAGAAAGGAUCAAAACUUGCAUCAUUAUUGAGCUAUUUUUAUAUCACAACAUUUAAAUGUGUCACACUGUGGUAGAUUUUCUGGGAAAGUAAUAAAGGAAUUGGUAAUUUUCCAUUAAAUAACAACAGAACCAAUUUUUCAUCAUCUCAAAGAUAUUAAAGGGUGGGGGGGUUCUGUGAUUAAGUAUUGGAACAUCUGAUCAUCUGACACUAUAACUGUCGGGUUGGAAGCAGCUCUAAUCUCUGACUCAUGGUGACUAACUCUUACCAUGUUUGUCAGUCAGUCUGUUGACAGUGGAGCUAAAAACAAAAACAGAAGAGAGGACGUGAUAAAAGCUACAAGACACAGGAGAAAAUAACGCCUUGUGUGCCAGUAUUGUUGAAAUUGUGAAAAAUCUUCUGUAUGAGGUUAGGUCAUUUAUUUUGGACAUCUGCACAUGAAUGAGUCUGGGACUGCGUUUGUAUGUGCCCAGCUGUUUUCAUUGACGGGCAUUUAACCCUCUCCGUUUACAAAAAAAAAUAAUAACUUGUGCACACCACUACGUUUUCGGAAAAGUUUUCGUUUACUCUAACCUGUGUAUAUAUGCCAUCAAGAGUAUAUCAUACGUUGGUGGCAGUGUUGCAAGAAGCUCAAGCCCAUGUUAACCAAUCAGAAUCCCGCAGAGCAACAACAACAGCAACGUCCCUUUCUUCUUUUCUGCACACAAUCUGCCAUCGGCUACCCAAAUCUCAGUUUUCCUCCAUUUUUCUCUGUUUAUAUGCAAAGGAGUUUUCCGAAAUCUCCACUAUAGCCAGAGUUUUAAAAAAGCGACCUGUUUUAGGGGCGAAUUCCCUGUUUGCGUCUGUAUGAAGGGUGCAAACGAUGGUUAAUGUCUCUGUUUAAAAAAGUAACCGGGUACGUCUAAACGGGGCCUGAGUGACAUAGAACUGAUUUCAUACUGAGAACAACAUCGGCAGCCAGCUGAACCUAACGUUUUGAACAGCAGUACGAGAAGGUUCAUAUCUAACAUGAGAUUUUGCACCUAAACCAAGAGAUUGUCAGGGUCUGAUGAGAGAUCCUCUGAAUAACUGAUCCCAUUUGACGAUCUCAUGAGACUAAAAAAAGAAAGUGGUCAGCAUUAUGUUUAUACUUGGGCCACCCACCAAGGUUUUGUCUGUGUAUGAGAGACGUUGGCUGUACACGGUGGAGAAAUAGUGCUGUGUUUUAAUACUGAGAUUGACAGCAAUGAGGGAGAAAACAUGUUUAAUGGUGAUUUAUUUUUACACGGAGUCGUUCUAUUCAGCUGUAUCAUCCCACACCCUAUAUUACCCCUUACUCCCCCAAACCAUCGCUCUGUUGAAACCUUUUAUUCAUCAACUUUUCUUAAACUCUAUCCCAGCCAUGAUGGGAAGCAGCACAGGCCAGUGAUGAUCCACAGAGCCGUGCUGGGAUCUCUGGAGAGAAUGAUCGCUAUACUGGCGGAAAACUUUGGAGGCAAAUGGUGAGAUGACGUUGAUCAUCGUGUAAAUCAUACAUUUGGAAAGACUGUAAAACCACCGACACUCGUCUUUGUUGUUCUUUCCCUCAGGCCACUGUGGCUGUCUCCAGCACAGAUCAUGGUCAUACCUGUAGGGGGCAACAGUGAGUCAUACGGCCAACAGGUCAGUCAGUGAUGAAGAUUUCCUCCCAUCAGCACACCAAGAGAACUUUCUGUCUGAUUGUAUUAAUGUGCUCAAAGCUCCACAGUUAUCAUUUUAAAGACAUGCCUGCUGUUCUUUUAAGGUGGUCCGACGGUUUCAUGAAGCUGGCUUUACGGCCGAUUUGAACAACGAUCAGGGAGCCACCUUAAAUAAGAAGAUCCGCUCUGCUCAGCUGGCUCAGUAUAACUACAUAUUUGGUAAGGAUGAAUAAUAGGAUGAAAACUGAAGCUGCACAUAAAAUAAAUCCUGAAAGCCUGCUGCUGCUGCUUUCUUCUUAAAGAAAUUCAAACUAUAGUAUGAUGUCUCUGAACUCUGAACCUGAUGGUGACUAAGACAUGUUUGAUUUCUGUGUGUUUUUCCAGUGGUGGGGGAUAAAGAGAGAGAGAGUGAGAUGGUUAGUGUAAGGACCAGAGGGGGUAAACAGCUGGGGAAAAGGCCGACAGAGGAGGUGCUGACGUCCCUAACACAGCUACGAGACUCCAGGAGCAACCUCGAAGAGUUUUAA
Xyrichtys novacula (pearly razorfish) is the source of this 11387-nucleotide messenger RNA. NCBI's taxonomy places the organism in Eukaryota, Metazoa, Chordata, Actinopteri, Labriformes, Labridae. The record is from the annotation of a GenBank genome assembly.